AAAACUCAGUUUUCAAUUGUGAGGCCAAAGAGAGGUUUUGGGUUAAUUUAGUGAGAAAAAUAUAUAGAAGAUGGUUGCAAGAACCCCACAAAAGCAGAGGAAAGUGGCGAUGGUGGUGCCUCCUCUCAACUCAGAUCUUCUCAAGGAAACAAUCAACAAGGUUGACAAAUGUAUGGAAAGACUGCAAGAGUUACAGUACACAAUUGCAGGAGGAACUAAAGUUGUCUCUGGUGUGAACCUUAGCCCUCGAAGUACUAGAAUUUACUUGAAGACUAGUCUUAGAUGCAAGCAAGAAACUUUAAGGAUCAAGAGUGCUACUAAUAAGAAAUCUCCAGCAGGGAAGUUUCCAGCUUCCUCACCAGGAGAUUGGAGAAAAAUGUCACUCCCAGCAAUGCUACUAGGAGAGACUGUAAAUGAAAUCUUACAAGCCUCACAGGUCACAAGAGACAUUGUAGAAGCCAUAGCACCAAUGAAGAGUAGAAAGUCCAGGAGAUUAACAAUGUCACACGAAGACGAUGGCCCUAAAACACCCGAGACAGAACGAAAAUCCCGGGAACCGAAUCCUGAAACUGGUAGCAGCAAUAUCAAAGCGAGAAGGAAGAAAGAGAAGCAGAACAGACGAUCCGAAUCAGAUUCUCCUCCAUCUCAACAAAGGGCACGCUCAAGAAUUGCGUUCAGAACCGUGUCUCCACAGAAAAUAGCAGGGAAGGUUCAGGAAAAGGGAAAUGGUGAGAAUAGUUUUCGUCAUUUGGCUAACAGGGUUUCACCAAAGCACAAACCUUGGGUUAAAAAGGCGGUUCUUUUUCCGAACCCUCUGUUUAUUUCUGGUACCACUACACAACAAGCCAAGUUCAGUAGAACAAUGUCUCCGGUCAUAGCCAGAAAUGAGAUAUCCAGCAUCAAGAACAAUAAAGAGACGCCUCACAAGUUCUUGAUCAAAUCUCCUCCCACAUCAGCAUCUAAGUUUCAGGUCAAGAUCAGGAGCCCACCUAAGGUCUUGAUUUCUCCUACAAGAAACGGCAGUAACUUGGUUCGGAGGUCACCUAAAGGCUCCAGUUCUCCGACAAGAAACGUUAACAUAGGAAAGAAGUCGCCUACCGCUUCGAUUUCUCCUAUUAGAAACUUGGGAAAGAAGUCUCCAAAGCUGUCAACUGCUGCUAAGCUCAGAAGAUCAUUUACUCCUACGAGAAAUGGCAGUAACUUGGCCCGUAAGUCGUCCAUUUCUCCGAAAAGAGUCACGCUUCAAGCAUUUCUUUCUCCCACAAGAAAUGGUAACUUUUGUAAGACGUCACCCAAAGCUUUGAUUUCUCCGCCUAGGGUGUGCAAUAAGUCGCAGAAGCUGUCAACGGCUGCAAAACUCAGGAGGUCAUUUUCGCCAUCAAGACUAGCUAUGAGGUUGGUCUCUCCAAUGAAGAGCAGGAAAAGUGUAGCCAAGUGUGAUGAUCAUGAGAUGGUGAGUGGACUGAAACAGCGUCCGGUUUUAGUUCCCAAGAGAUUCUCGAUGGGGAGAAUCUAAUAUAAGAGAGAGUUUUUAAAUGAAAGAAGAUAUAUUCUUUUAGUUUUUGAUGCGUUUGUGUAUUGUUGAUAAGUUAUUCUUUCAGAUGUUUGAUCGUCAAGAGAAAACUUUAAUUUAUUAAGUGGAAUUACUUUUGAUCAAGUGUGGGUGUAAUUUGAGGUAUUAAAGAUAUCUUUUUAUC
This is a messenger RNA of Arabidopsis arenosa, 1697 nucleotides long. NCBI's taxonomy places the organism in Eukaryota, Viridiplantae, Streptophyta, Magnoliopsida, Brassicales, Brassicaceae. The record is from the annotation of a GenBank genome assembly.